Molecule: messenger RNA, 3114 nt
Organism: Saccostrea cuccullata (small rock oyster)
Lineage: Eukaryota; Metazoa; Mollusca; Bivalvia; Ostreida; Ostreidae
Exons: 3
Coding region: 30-2996 (988 amino acids)
Biological process (GO): protein polyubiquitination; proteasome-mediated ubiquitin-dependent protein catabolic process
Molecular function (GO): protein binding; zinc ion binding; ubiquitin protein ligase activity
Source: RefSeq, a predicted model, not a curated record
GGGAGGCCAUGUUGGUUUUAGAGUGACCCAUGCCCCCAGUGAUGGAUCCCCUAGACAGAGCUCAAGUUCUCCUCCUCUGUGACCUGUGUCAAAUAGCUGCAUUACAGAGCCACUGUGAACUUUGUCAGAUUAACCUGUGUAAGGCCUGUGUAGGGGAGCAUCUGUCUGAUUCAUCUAAAAGACACAAAGUUGUUCCAUACAAACACAGAAAAUCUACUCCUAACCUUAACUACCCAAAAUGUCCAAACCACACCGAGAAACAUUGUGAACUUUACUGUAAGAAAUGUGACAUCCCUGUCUGUUCUACCUGCAUCUCCUCGGGUAAACAUCAUGGUCAUGAAUUCAAAGAUAUCUUGCAGAAACCAAGCUUUAUGAAAGAAAUUUUUAAGACGGAUCUGAAAGAACUAGAAAAAAGAAUAUUACCUACUUAUGAAGAAAUUUUAUCCGAUCUAUACUCUGAAAAAGUAAAGUUGGAAAAGCAUUAUGAGAAACUGACAUCAGCUGUCACCAAACAAGGAGAAGACUGGCACAGAGAAAUUAACAUCAUUGUCAACAAACAGAAAUCUGAAAUUGAUGAGAUGAAAGCUAAACACAUGGCUGCUGUCAAUAAACAGGAAAAAGAAAUCAAACAGAUUACUUCUGAAGUAAAACAGAGCAUAUUUGAUCUGAAGAAAUUACUGGACUCCAAUGAUGUCUCCGUAACCUCUGGGUACAAAUCUAGAAAUGCUGAAUUCAGAAGUUUACCUCCUAAAGUCAAUGUGUCAUUACCAAGUUAUUCUCCUCAUCAGAUCAACACAGAACAGCUCCAUCAAAUGUUUGGUUCUCUGUCAGCAUUAUCCAUUACAACACAAGAACAUGGCUACACAAUGAAGGCACCAGAAGCUGUAUCCUGUCCUCCAGUCAAACCACUGCUUGAUGAACCAGAGCUCAUCACCACCAUAGACACUGGGUAUAGCUAUCUACACAGUGUUACCUGUCUCAGUGAUGAAGAAAUCUGGACAUGUGGAAAUGACAAAAUCAUGAAACUCUACAACAUCCAGGGCAAACUGCUGAAGUCAAUCCAAACCAAGUCUGGAUACAGGCUACGUGACAUAGCAGUGACAAGGAGUGGAGAUCUAGUUUAUACUGAACCUAUUACAAGAACUGUAAACAUAGUGAAGAAUGACCAGAUACAGGAAGUGAUUAGACUACAGGGGUGGAAACCUCGCUAUGUCUGUAGUACCUCCUCUGGUGACCUCCUGGUUACCAUGGACAGUGAUGAUGAUAAACAAUCAAAAGUUGUCCGUUACUCUGGCUCCACAGAGAAACAAAGCAUUCAGUUUGAUAGUGAAGGUAAACCUUUGUAUUCAUCUAGUUCAUACACUAAAUACAUCAGUGAGAAUAAGAACCUAGAUAUCUGUGUCACUGACAGUGGAGCCAGUGCAGUAGUGGUGGUCAAUCAGGCAGGAAAACUCCGAUUUAGAUACACUGGUCAUCCCUCUACUACCAAGGGAUCAUUUGCUCCAGUUGGCAUCACAACAGACAGCCAGAGUCAGAUCCUGACAUCAGACAGUGACAACAACUGUAUCCACAUCCUAGAUCAGGACGGACAGUUCCUCCGUUACAUUGAUAACUGUGAUCUAGAGUUACCUUGGGGCUUACGUGUAGACACAAGAGACAACCUCUUUGUGAUCCAGUUUGGCAGUGAAAAAAGAAUAUUACCUACUUAUGAAGAAAUUUCAUCAGAUCUAUACUCUGAAAAAGCAAAGUUGGAAAAGCAUUAUGAGAAACUGGCAUCAGCUGUCACCAAACAAGGAGAAGACUGGCACAGAGAAAUUAACAUCAUUGUCAACAAAUUGAAAUCUGAAAUUGAUGAGAUGAAAACUAAACACCUGGCUGCUGUAAAUAAACAGGAAAAAGAAAUCAAACAGAUUACUUCUGAAGUAAAACAGAGCAUAGUUGAUCUGAGGAAAUUACUGGACUCCAAUGAUGUCUCCCUAACCUCUGGGUACAAAUCUAGAAAUGCUGAAUUCAGAACUUUACCUCCUAAAGUCAAUGUGUCAUUACCAAGUUAUUCUCCUCAUCAGAUCAACACAGAACAGCUCCAUCAAAUGUUUGGUACUCUGUCAGCAUUAUCCAUUACAACAGAAGAGCGUGGCUACACAAUGAAGACACCAGAAGCUGUAUCCUGUCCUCCAGUCAAACCACUGCUUGAUGAACCAGAGCUCAUCACCACCAUAGACACUGGGUAUAGAGAACUAUACAGUGUUACCUGUCUCAGUGAUGAAGAAAUCUGGACAUGUGGAGAAGACAAAAUCAUGAAACUCUACAACCUCCAUGGCAAACUACUGAAGUCAAUCCAAACCAAGUCUGGAAAAAUAUCAGAUGACAUAGCAGUGACAAGGAGUGGAGACCCAGUUUAUACUGACCCUGGUACAAGAACUGUAAACAUGGUGAAGAAUAAACAGAUACAGGAAGUGAUCAGACUACAGGGGUGGAAACCUUACACUGUCUGUAGUAGCUCCUCUGGUGACCUCCUGGUUACCAUGGACAGUGACAAUGAUAAACAAUCAAAAGUUGUCCGUUACUCUGGCUCCACAGAGAAACAAACCAUUCAGUUUGAUAGUGAAGGUAAACCUCUGUAUUCAUAUAGUAAUAUCUUUAGUAAAUACAUCAGUGAGAACAGGAACCUAGAUAUCUGUGUGGCUGACUGUACAGCCCAUGCAGUAGUGGUGGUCAAUCAGGCAGGAAAACUCCGAUUUAGAUACACUGGUCAUUCCUCUACUACCAAGGGAUCAUUUGAUCCACUCGGCAUCACAACAGACAGCCAGAGUCAGAUCCUGACAUCAGACCCGGACAACUACUGUGUCCGAAUCCUAGAUCAGGAUGGACAUUUCCUCCGUUACAUUGAUAAUUGUGAUCUACAGUUACCAUGGGGUUUAUGUGUAGACACCAGAGACAAUCUCUUUGUGACCGAGUUGAACAGUGGUAAAGUGAAGAAAAUCAAAUACAUGUAAAACAUUGUAUUUUGAAUAAUGACUUAUUUGUGAGAGAGACUUUUUCCAAAAUCACAAGAAUAUAUAGUUUAAUUCAGGUUCACUUUCUCGUGUUCAUAUGUUUGUGUAAAAUAAUUUA